Molecule: messenger RNA, 1169 nt
Organism: Volvox carteri f. nagariensis
Lineage: Eukaryota; Viridiplantae; Chlorophyta; Chlorophyceae; Chlamydomonadales; Volvocaceae
Gene: sufE
Product: cysteine desulfuration protein
Exons: 6
Coding region: 87-1169 (360 amino acids)
Source: RefSeq, a predicted model, not a curated record
CCAUCAAAUUGUGGAUUACCGGUGCUGAGUUCAGCUGGUUGCUCGUCUGGUGUCCACACUCUUUUGUGGGAACUGCGGCCUGGAAUAUGAUUGCGCAUCGUCAUGCCCGGCUCGCUGCCGCGCCUCAUGCUGGCCUUAAAGCUUUGAGGCGUGGCUUUACAACCCAGAUGUCGAUUUCCCAGGCGAUCCGGAGCCAAGCAUCACGGGCCGUGAGCACCUGUCGUGCUCAGAAGACCUCCGAGUUUCCUCCCAGCCUUCAGAAGAUCGUGGGCGCUUUCCAAAUGGUGCCGGACCCGAUGGCCAGGUACAAGCAGUUGUUGUUCUUCGCCACCAAGCUGGCCCCCAUGCCCGCAGAGGAUCACAUACCGGAGAACAAAGUAGAGGGAUGCGUGUCGCAGGUGUGGGUGGUUCCGGAGCUGAGAUCUGACGGCAAGAUCUACUGGAGAGCUGACUCAGACUCACAGCUGACUAAGGCGAGUCCGUACAGGGCGAAACGGAGUGGUCUGGCCGCCUUGCUGGUGACGGGCCUCAGCGGCUGCACCCCCGCGGAGAUACUUUCCGUACAACCCACCUUCAUCGAGAUGUUAGGACUGAAGCAGAGCCUCACACCCAGCCGCAACAACGGCUUCCUAAACAUGUUCCGACUGAUGCAACGUAAGACGCUGGAGCUAGUGGCGGCGGCGGCGCGAGCUGACGGCGGCGGCGCCGCCGCAGGUGGCACCGCCGCCGAGCCGGCGGCACAAGGCACCAGCAGCGGUAACGGAAACGGGGCCACGGCAGCGACGCCAGCCGCCACUACUGCAGCCAGCGGCAGCAGCAGCAGCAGUAGCAGCGCGACGACGACGUCAUCAACGCCUGUAGAGGACGGCAUGCGGCGAAAGCUCUUGGCGUCGUUGAGCCCGUCGGUGCUCAACAUCUGGAACGACAGUGCGCAGCAUGCAGGGCAUGCGGGUGCAAUGGCGGCACGGCACGGCAAGGCGGGGGAGACGGGGGAGACGCACUUCCGAGUGGAGGUGGUUUCGGAGGCGUUUGAGGGGAUGACGCAGGUCAAGCGCCAGCGGAUGAUCUACCAGCUGUUGGAGGAGGAGUUCGCGAUGGGGCUGCACGCCCUGUCCCUCGUUACACGAACACCCGUGGAGGCGGCCGCUGCUGCUACUACUAGGACCUGA